AAGCCAGUAAAAGCUGAAGAUUUGGCCAAUGCUUCUAUUGCUCCCGAGAAUAUCUGAUGAAGUCAUGGAAAGAUGCAGGGAGCUUCCUGUCAUCUUUAGGUACUUGUUCUUUUUCUAUUGCUACAGUAUAGACAGGUGGAGAAGUUGAACUACUAAAUGAUUGGCGAGUUGAUACAAAAUUCUAAGCACAUCAUAUGUGUCUCUAACUCUUUAAAUGUCACAAUUCACACAAUUACACUCUGCUGUUACUUGGGAGGGGAUGAAGAUAAAUGGUGCAUCUAAAUGUAGAGAGAAGAUUUCUUGUUGAAUUUCUUUCUCAAUUGUGUCAACUUUAAACCUCAAAUUCCAAUUGUUCAUUUCAUUUGUAUCUCUAGGAGGAUGUGUGAUAUUUUUGACAAGAUCUUGUUUUGGCUGCCAAAAACGACUUGUAUCUGCUCAGUUCUCAAAUUUAUUCAUGUUUCUUUUUCUUCUUUUGGCUAUAUCCAUAGACAAACUGCCUGUUAGAAUUGUGAAUCAAGUAAUGCAGUUGAUCCUGUUGAUCUUCUGAUACUCCUUUUGAAAACUUUGAAGCAGAUUAAGACAGCAGGGGUGACAAAAGGUCUGAAAUUUAGAAUAAGAUACCAUUAUGUAUUAAUGCUCUAUGCUUGACUCCUGCAAAUAUGGUUAUUGUAAUCAGAUUAUGGAGGUUUUUGAGUGCCUAAAGAUGCAAAUCAAAGCCGCAAUAUAGGCGUCAUCUUCUCUUCAGAGAAGUUAUGAAGAAUGGUUUACUUUUAUCUUCAUGUUCAGAGUUUCAAACCGUUGAGAUAUGAUGUUAGUAGCAUGGACAGUCUUUCUGAAUUAU
This is a messenger RNA of Rubroshorea leprosula, 841 nucleotides long. NCBI's taxonomy places the organism in Eukaryota, Viridiplantae, Streptophyta, Magnoliopsida, Malvales, Dipterocarpaceae. The record is from the annotation of a GenBank genome assembly.